Molecule: messenger RNA, 4907 nt
Organism: Salmo salar (Atlantic salmon)
Lineage: Eukaryota; Metazoa; Chordata; Actinopteri; Salmoniformes; Salmonidae
Product: cell adhesion molecule CEACAM20
Source: RefSeq, a predicted model, not a curated record
UAAAGGAGUGUACUCAUUCAGUUUGUAAAAUCGACAGGCAUUAUUCUCUGUCAAGAAGGGUUCCAGACAUCUGGGAUGGAUUUGUUUAAUUUUAGGUCGCUUGUCAUUUUGCUGUCAGCAGCUGGAUGCUGCAACGGGCAGAGCGUACUGCCCGCAGGCCCGUUGGAGGGAGUACAGGGAAAGAACGUCACGUUCAAAACCCUCAUCAUGCCCACAGAUGUAGGCGACUUUAUCACAGUAUCUUGGAAUUUCAACGGUGGUAGUGGACUUGUACCCGUUGUCACUUCUGCGCCCAAAGGAGAGACAGUUGGCGCUGGCUACGCAGGAAGAGUGUCACUGAAUUCAUCCACCGGUGUAUUGAAGCUGGGGCCCUUGACGGCGAAGGAUAGCGGGGACUAUGCGGUGACCAUGGUCACAAGUGCUGCAGUACAGCGCACAGGUGUAACGGCGCUCAAAGUUCUAGAACCGGUCACUGUCGUGACCAUCAAUUCCAACCUGAAUGAAGCGGUCGAGUUCAACAGCACUGUGGUCUUGACCUGUUCGGCCAAAGGCUCCUUCCUCACGUACAAGUGGCUCAACGGCACCGCCCCGCUGGUGGCUGACGGGAAUCAUGUGACUUUGAGUGCAAACGCAACAGUGCUAACCGUGGCUGGAGUGUUCAGGAAGGAUCUGGUCGGACCCAUCUACUGCACAGCCUCCAACAAAUUAGAGAGCGAUACCAGUGCUCCCUUCAACCUCACUGUCAGCUAUGGGCCAGAAAACAUCGCCAUGACUGUCACCCCCACGGCUGAGGUCCAAAAGAAGGGUUCCAACAUUACAUUGACCUGCUCAGCCCAGUCUAGCCCUGCGGCUGUGAUUCAGUGGAUCCACAAUGGAGUCCCGCUCAAUGUGAUGGGCCCCAAGCUGGUACUGGCCAACAUUGCCGAGGCACAGAGUGGAAACUACUCCUGCAUGGCCAGCAAUGCCAAAACCUUGCGAUACCUGGAAUCCACCACAGCCAAGUUCACUGUAGUAGAGGCCAUAUCGGGCACUAAGAUCACAGGCCCCAAUGGAACGCUCGUUGCCGGUAACAGCACGGCCACCCUGAUCUGCCAGGCAAGUGCCGGCACCGCCGGCACCCGAGUGUGGCUGAAGAAUGGCGUGGCUCUGUCUCCUAGCAACAGGGUCGUGGUCUCGGCAGACAAGAGCUCGGUCACGAUCAAGCCAGUGCAGAAGGAGGACAGUGGGGAGUACCAGUGCAAGCUGACCAAUGCUGUGAACACAGACUCUGCCAGUCUCAAGAUAGGGGUAAACUUUGGUCCUGAGGCUGUGUCGGUGAAGGGGGAUACUGCCGUAGAGGUGAAUGACCGUGUCACGCUGAAGUGUACCUCAGUCUCCCUCCCUGCUGCCACCUACACCUGGAAGUUCAACGGGACGCGGACCGACGUGAUGACAGCCGAGUACAUCAUCGAAGCCGCUGUGUACAAGAACACUGGGAUUUACACUUGUGAAGCCAGCAACGCCAUCACCGGGUUGAGCACUGCCGUUGCCCACAAGCUGUCCGUCAAAGAGGAGGGAACACUGGAUAAUGGUCUGACGGGCGGGCAGGUCACUGGGAUCAUCAUCGGCGUGAUUAUCGCCCUAGGGGCCAUCAUCGGUGGAGUUCUCUACAUGAGACGGAAAAAAAGACAGGUCGAGUCGCCAUACUAGAAGAGUGCCCCGAGGAAAGCUGGAGCUAUCAGCCCAAAGAAUCAGCCAAUUAUUCCCCUCCAAGAUCAAUCUCUGCAGUCGGGAAGACCACUCAGGUGGAAACCUCCCCCAGGUCUGUCCAGCCGUACAAGAUAUUCAUCAAAGUCCAUAUAAUCCCAGGGGUCACAACAUCACCCCGUCCCUAACACUCACACAUCAGAAGCCAUGGUCAUCUCCUUUGAAAAUGGUGGUGUCCUUGGGCUUGGAUUGGACCAGAAAGCUCCAACACAUCUAUCCCAUCUAACAUCUAUCUGUCUGUAUGGACUUAUUUUCCUUCACACACCUUCCCUCCUCUCCAUCCAUCCCAUUGGCUAAGGUAAACAGCUUCCAACAGUCCCUGGGAUGCUGACUCUUCCUCUUAUUCCUCUGUUUUGCAAGUCAUUGCUUACAUCAAUUUCUCCACACAUUCCCAGGGAAAUGAAUCGCAUCAUAGACUUGAGCGAUGGUGAGAAACUGGAGGAUGAUUUAGUGGUGUAAUACACUGGAGUCCCAUGGGACUGUAGGGCUUAGUCACUUGGUCACUCCUCACUGAGUACACUCAUCAAGGCGAUUGGGAAAGUAUCGUCUGAAUCUUUCAAACACCUGACGGACACAGGUUCGUAUAUCUGACGUUAUCACAGACAGGUGUCUGCUUGAUCCCAAGGAUUGCUUUUUUUCCCUUUUCUUUUCUGUCGUUACCUCUACAAGAUCUGCUAGUAAGAACUUAAUGUGAAGACAGCAAUGACAAGAUCCAACACGCAGCAAAUAUUCAGGGGAGAAGAAAAAAAAGGUAGGAAUGUUUUUGUGGGCAAAGACAUUCUUUGGUUUUGGAGGGAAAAUGUGUGUGCUUCAGGGCUGUACUACUGAGUUCUGCUAUUUGCUAUAUUCCACUUUUGAAAUGUUUUAAUAAUUAGGCCUUUUUUUUGUAGUUUAAAUCAAAAAAAUACAAAACUGUGUUUUUAGAAACGUGAAUGAACAAGUGACAUUUUAUGUUAACUGUAACACAACCCCUUUUUACCUGCAUCUUAGUUUUGUUUUUGUCACUAGUAUUUAUUUUGUGUAUGUGACAACCGGUCAUACACACCUUCAAUUAGAACACACAGAACUAUGGGUUAAGAGUUCUUUAUCUUUUAAGUUUUCUCCCACCAUUUAAAGUCAAUGGGGGGUUUUGUGUUGCAUGAACAGUACAGGGCAGUUACUCUGGUAGGCCUGGUAAUGUUAAUGUCACUUGGCUGUGGAAGGUGUUUACUCUUGUGGUUUGACCUAUUCUGUUAAAACAUGUAAUUACAUAAAGCAUUCCGUAUAUUCAAACAGAAAGACACACACAUAAAGACAGAUGCACAGACACCAGAACUUGAACACAGUAACCAAAUACACUGAACAAAUAUUUAAACGCAACAUGUAAAGUGUUGGUCCCAUGAUUCAUUAACUGAAAAAAAUAUUCCAGAAAUGUUCCAUCCACACAAAAAGCUUAUUUCUCUCAAAUUUUGUUCACAAAUUUGUUAACAUCCCUGUUAGUGAGAAUUGUAUCCGUUGUCAAGAUAAUCCAUCCACCUGAUAGGUGUGGCAUAUCAGGAAGCUGAUCGAACAGCAUGAUCAUUACACAGGUGCAUCUUGUGCUGGGAACAAUAAAAGGCCACUCUAAAAUGUGCAGUUUUGUCACACAACCCAAUGCCACAGAUGUCUCAACUUUUGAGGGAGCAUGCAAUUGGCAUGCUGACUGCAGGAAUGUCCACCGAAACUGUUGUCAGAGAAUUGAAUAAGCCGCCUCCAACGUCGUUUUAGAGAAUUUGGCAGUAACUCAUUCCGAUUGGCUGGGCCUGGCUCCCCAGUAUGUGGGCCUAUGUCACGUGGCUGCGCCCAUGCCCAGUCAUGUGAAAUCCCUAUAUUAGGGCCUAAUGAAUUUAUUUUAAUUGACUGAUUUUCCUUAUAUGAACUGUAACUCAGUAAAAUCUUAGAAAUUGUUGCAUGUUGCGUUUAUAGUUUUGUUCAGCAUAGGUACAUUGGUCCAAAUUGGUCCUGCCACUGCGUGUAAUAGUCAUUAGUUUUCAUAGAGAUCUAAGUAAGAAACUUGAUUGGCUGAGGAAGAAUGAGAUUGUUCCGUUUUGGUCUCGUUGGUCUAGUUCUUGAAGAUAAACAGGGAGAAAUGGACACCUUUACCUGGACAGUGUUUUAGUGUAGCUGAGCAUUCUUAUUAAAGUGAUAGACCAGCUCUGAUGAAAAAUGGAACAGCAAUAAACUGCUCCCUUUGUAAAUAUGAUUUACUUUAUGUAAAUGUAUACUGUAAUAAAUAUUGUAUUUUUUAGGCUUGACGUUCUGUCAUCUAUUUGGGGUUUCUUGCUUUAUCUUAAUUUGAAUAUUUCAAUUGUCAGAAACUUUCUCAGGUUGUUUACAGAAAGGCGUAUUAUUCUUUAACGACUGACCAGCCUAUAUUCAUAAAUCAUUUUCUCGUUGUAUAGACACGCCUCUGAGAUGUUUUUAUUUAUUCUUCUGUCCUUACUGCGAUUUGCAUUUGUUACAGUCUUGUUUCUUUUCAAAUGGAACUUUCCUACGUAUGUCUAGCUAGCCAACCCCAGUCUCUGUGUUUCCAAACAGCCAAUCACACCUCUCUCUCUUUCUCUCUCUCGUUCCUGGGAUUUGGAAUGACAGAACAUAAAGGCGUUCUUGCUGCAGUUGGUGUGUGUGUGUGCAAUGGUGCUCUCCUCUCCUGCCACACCAGUCCCCCUGUUUCUUCACAGAUAUGCCUCAGAAAGAAAGAACGAAACGAUGUAAAAACCUGCUUUAACAAGAGAAUCCCUGCAGAGGACAUGUGUGCUCAGGGUGGGAAAUCGACACCCUGAGCUCAGGGGUGGGUUAAUUAAAGCAUCCAUAUUUUAUCUGAACCAUAAUAGACUGGAUUUGAAACCACACAUUUACAUUCGAACUGGAUUUGAUCCUCUUGCAGACACAUUCAUAUAAAAUGAGCUAACCUGUCUAGAGUAAUUGGAAAGGGAAUAGGAAUGCACGGUUGGAUGGACAGACACUACAAGGUCCAGGAUGCUCUUGGUGGUGACUAGUCUAGCAGGUUCAUUUGCCUUGAGUCAACAAUGGCUUUUUUUUUAUUUACUUUUGGUCUGGUUGGGUGUUAAAACAAUGGGACAACUGUAUCACUGUACUUGAAUGUAAACCAAAACUCAAUAAAAUGUAAGUGUACAAAAAUA